CAAGGCUGCAUUACGACCCAAGCAACGAUUUAUCUUCACAACCAAGUCUGAGAAGACGUCCGGACUAAGACACAGUGAUUUCGACCCAUUUGACCUUGAUACAAAAGCCGAGGAUAUCUUGUCGCUCUGCUGCACGUGUGACAAGCGUCUUAUCAUGCUCAAUCAUCCACUUUCUACUCUGAACCACAUCCCCUCAACAUCAUGGCUCCCAAGAGAGGCGAGAGGCAAGAGACCAGCGCAUGUCGCGGACCGAGACGAUGUCUUUGGGCCCCUGGCGACCAGAACGAGAUCCGCCAAUUCCGCUUCUUCAGUUGCUUCGGGUCUACAAGACCUCAGCCUCUCGUCAGACCGCGUCCAAUCACCUGCACCCACCGCUCAAGCGCACGUUUCUACCCCUAUGGAAUCGGCUACCGUCAAUGCCUCGAAUCCGUCUGAAGCUACGGCAUGUUCCCGGCACGGAUUCAAGAUGGCAAUUUCUUACAGGGAAGUGACGGAGGAAGAUGAGGUUAAGGACCGACGCCGCCGUCAACGUGACCAGCUGCUCCACAAAGAUGCAGCAACUAGGUCGCAUAUCUAUAGCGUGCGACACCAGAGCCGACAGGUCGACCUCGCGGCUGAUGCUAGGUACUUGCCUGCAGGCGAAGGAGUGCUGGACAACGACGUCCCUGUUCCGCAGCCCCAACAGCACCGUGCGAGCUCUCUACGGCAGCACCUGUCUAUUCCGGAAGCCGGACUACAUGAUGCAGGCACCCCUCCCAGGACACGCGAGGCGAAGUUGAGCUCAAAUGUGGCCAAGAACAAGGUGAUAGAAGCAGAGCUGCUCAUGGCCAUGAGAGGCAGGGUGAAUAAGAAGAUGAUAGAUAUUCAACCAUCCAGCGAUAUGACUCCGACAGAGAGGUCACGUUGGAACGCGGUCGUGAAAACACUUGCGCACGAGAUGAAGACCCCAGGGCAUCAUCUCCAUGUGCUGACGGACAAGUUGAAAACGAUUCAUCGCAAUAACCCGUCAGGAGAAGCCGUGCUAUCUGGAGAGGGCGCCGAGUUCGCAAACAUCGUUACUCGACGCUUAGCGGCGGCUGUCGGAGGCCGCACUAAACAGCGGUUGACCGGCAUUUUCAGAUCCGCGGGCAAUCAUGACAUGAAAGAUGGCGAUAUCCCGCAACCCGGCCGUAGUAGUAUUGAGACUCCUGAGAACAAGAUCGACAUCAUCGUUCACGGCGAUCAUGCCGAAGAGGAUGAUGACCGGCAAUGGGAGCACGUCCUCACAUUUGGCGAAGUCAAGGUGGAAGCCAGCUGGGAUCUCAAGGAUGAAUUGCUCGGUCAAAUGCUUCGUUAUCUUGUCAGUCUCCCCUGCUGGCUCGAUAUAGUUUCCAGCCUCUUUGCUUACACCACCCUGGCAACCUCUGCGCCCUUUUACAAAAGCGAAAAAUCUUGCAGAAUCAUCCGGUCUCGGGCAGGAAUGUUUGUUUCUCGUUAUGCGGUCAUCUAUUACGCAUUUUCGAGACUGACCCUGUCAGCAUCAGCACUUCACCCGCAUACAGUUUUAGGGAACCGAAAGACUACGAAAAGAUCAUCUGUGCCAUCGCUCUGCUGUCCGGACCACCCUGCCUCGUAUCGGAACAAUGGCAGCCAUCUCCUCAAGAGAACUUAUCGGUACGAAAAGCCGAUGGCGAUCUUGUUGAAUAUCGUCUAAAGAAUAUCCGAAGGCUCGCUGUCUCGCCCGUGCUCUGGGGCUCAAGAACCGCUGCUUGGGCGGCCACAGCGCAGCGUGUCGACAACG
Molecule: messenger RNA, 1780 nt
Organism: Filobasidium floriforme
Lineage: Eukaryota; Fungi; Basidiomycota; Tremellomycetes; Filobasidiales; Filobasidiaceae
Exons: 3
Coding region: 155-1693 (512 amino acids)
Source: RefSeq, a predicted model, not a curated record